AUCAUUAUAUAAUUUAUAGUCAACAAAAUAAUAUAUUAAUUUUAUUUUAGUCAAUAUUUCCUUUAAUUCAUAUCAUAUCGCAAACAAAAUGUCAAAUUUCGUAAAAAUCUUAAUCAUAUGUACCAUUGGUUUGACUGCGGAUGUGAUGUCUCGACCGCACUGUCAAGUGUCUGAGGCGUCGGCCGAUGAGUGCGGCGAACGACUCAUGUUUAUCGGCCAGCAGUCGACAGGUCUGCCGAAGUCGGACGCGGAGAUGAAGACCCGAUGCGAUAACGUUAACGAAGGCCUCCAAUGCCUCAAGAAGUACUCGAAGACCUGUUUGGAUCCGUUCGCCACACAAAUCAUGAAUAUUGUAAUGAAAAACGGCGACAAAAUGGAGGCCAAGUAUUGCAAAGACGACGGCGAGAGAAAAAAGCUGUUGGACGCGUUUAUGUGCGCCAAAGACGCCGAUUUGGGUCCAUUGCACUUAUGUAUGGAGAAGUUCAUUGUCCAGAUGGAGCACUUGCCACAAGUGAAUGGUGACCACCGGAUACCGGCCACGUGUUGCUCAUUCCAGCUCAUGGAUAAAUGUGUUAAAGAAACCUCACAACAUGUUUGCACACAAAAAGACAAAGUUGAAUACAUGACCAAAUUCUUGACCGAAAUGACAGGUGAGCUGAUAAAGACUGGUUGUGGUCGGUUUGAUAGCCUAUCGCAUUGCGAUAACGCUAUGGAUAAGACUGAAUGGCAGAAUCUGAAGAAUUUGGUCGCUUCGGAUGACCCGAAAGAAAUUGCGGCCAAACGCGUCAAUACCUCCCCAUUCGUGGCCCUCAAGAGUGUGCUCAAGAAUCUGAUGGAAGAGUAA
Messenger RNA from Medioppia subpectinata, 844 nucleotides. Lineage: Eukaryota; Metazoa; Arthropoda; Arachnida; Sarcoptiformes; Oppiidae. The record is from the annotation of a GenBank genome assembly.